AUGAAUGAGCCUAACGAUGGUUAUGUUGACCUUUCAAUACCUGAAGAGUUUCUAAUUGAUAACUUUUCACAUCCUAUUGAGGCUAUUAUUGAGAGAGACGAAAAUGAAUACUUUAGUAGUGAUUCUAUUGAUAGAUCUGCAGCUACAGAUUUUGAUGCUUUUGAGCACUUGACUCCUGAAUUUCUUAAUGCUCUUAAAACUUCUGGUUUGCCAAAUCAUUCAAUCAAGUUGAAGAUCAGUGUCACUAUUAUGUUGAUGCGGAACUUAGAUCAAUCUAAAGGCUUAUGCAAUGGUACAAGAUUAACUGUAACAAUGUUUGCUAAUCAUGUCAUUGAGGCUAAGAUCAUUUCAGAAAAGAAUUUAGGUAACAUCAUUUAUAUUUCUAAAAUGUCUUUGUCCCCUUCACAAUCACCAUGGUCAUUCAAAUUGGUGAGAAGACAAUUCUUCAUUAUUGUUUCUUUUGCUAUGACAAUUAACAAAUCUCAAGGACAAUCUUUAGACAAUGUUGGUUUAUACCUUCCAAAUGAUGUUUUUAGUCAUAAUUAA
Lathyrus oleraceus (garden pea) is the source of this 546-nucleotide messenger RNA. RefSeq lists its product as uncharacterized. Gene Ontology annotation, cellular component: replication fork. NCBI's taxonomy places the organism in Eukaryota, Viridiplantae, Streptophyta, Magnoliopsida, Fabales, Fabaceae. The record is from RefSeq and is a predicted model, not a curated record. The transcript has 2 exons. Gene Ontology annotation, biological process: DNA replication. Bases 1 to 546 code for a protein of 181 amino acids.